AUGUUGGAGCAAUUGGACCUGGAUACACCUGCCACCCCGUUACACUCGGAAGCUAUUGUCAGCCGAAAGCGCAAACGACAGGAACAGGAUCAAGCCCAGGACGUGGUUGCUGAAGGCGAUUUCGACAGUGAUUCUGGCAGUGCAAUGGACGCUGAGAUUGGUCGACGUGGUCGAAGCCCUCUCCUGGAUCGAUCCUCGACGCUAUGGGAACUUGUGGGAUCGCAUCACGAUGGUAUUGAAUCUGACAGGCCUAAUCCUCCUUCCGACUCUGAAAGAGCAGACCAAUACUCACCUAUCCAGAUCGACGUAUUUGACGAUAAUCCGCUGGACGGCGGAUCUGAACAUGCGAGCAACAACACCUCAUACGACACGCACCGCCUUCCGGAACGCAAAGCCAAAGACCCACCGGCACUCGGCACACGAGCCCUAAAGCGGAGACGCGACGAAGCGCCAAAGCGGCCAAGUCCGGAAGUUCGGAAAUCGAAUUAG
Zymoseptoria tritici IPO323 is the source of this 489-nucleotide messenger RNA. RefSeq lists its product as uncharacterized. Bases 1 to 489 code for a protein of 162 amino acids. The transcript has a single exon. NCBI's taxonomy places the organism in Eukaryota, Fungi, Ascomycota, Dothideomycetes, Mycosphaerellales, Mycosphaerellaceae. The record is from RefSeq and is a predicted model, not a curated record.